Molecule: messenger RNA, 750 nt
Organism: Symbiodinium sp. CCMP2592
Lineage: Eukaryota; Dinophyceae; Suessiales; Symbiodiniaceae
Source: the annotation of a GenBank genome assembly
AUGGCGAUGAUUACAGGCUGCACUCGGCGCCUUACGGCGAAGGUGAAGUCCGUGAAGGCACUUCCCUCCGGCCUUUGUGCAUCCCGCUGCCUGUCGCCGUUGGGCCCUAUGAUGCUGCAGCAGCGACAGCUGCACCAGAGCACGCCUCGUUUCAACACUGCAGUCAACCCGGGCUGGCCAGUAAUGUGGACGAACAUUUACGACAAGCCCGGCUGGGACACAGAUUUGGAACUCGAGUAUGACGUGAUGCCACGUGAUGAGUUCGGUGUUCCUGCACAUAUCCCACCGGAGAUUUCUACGACCAUCCGCCAUACGUAUUACAUCCCACCUCAGUACUACCCUUUCCUGAAGAAGCUGGGCGACGAUACGCCGGAGCUGAAGCCGUGGAUGGACAAGCUCAUCAAUGGCGAGAUGACCUUUGACGAUUACGAGGAGAUGUUCUACCAGUUUGCCAAGCCUCUCAAGAUCCACCGGCCGCUGAUUCCGAUGCCAUACCGAACUGCGGAGGAGAUGAAGAAGAGCGAAGAGGUAGCCUGGGAGGGAGCCUGGCUGUCCUUCAGACAGCGGGUCAUCGGAGACUAUCUUGCGAGGCACUACCUGCGCGACUUCCUCGGUGGUAUGGGCGUUGGUUUGUUUUUUGCCUGGGUCUACAUCCAAGCUCAUCGUCAGUACCGCAUCGACAUGAAGCUGUUCUACCUGGAGGCCCCUGAGCACAAGAUCAACUGGGUGGUUCCACGCGGAGAUCUCUGA